This is a messenger RNA of Seminavis robusta, 801 nucleotides long. Lineage: Eukaryota; Bacillariophyta; Bacillariophyceae; Naviculales; Naviculaceae. The record is from the annotation of a GenBank genome assembly.
AUGUCGGCAUCAGGAGCAGCCCUCAAGGAUUAUGCCCCCGCGGCGGCAUCCCUGUUCAACAAUAUGAAGACUCCCGCUAGUAUUUUAGCUGGAGCAAUGAUCGGAAUGGGCUUUCUUUCGCCUCUCCCGCAACCUCCACCACACAUCAAGGCGGUUGAACCACGCAAGAAAGGCAAGAAAGGAACUGAAGAGCCAGAACUGGCGACAAUCAUUCACAAGAGUUUGGAUCGCAUGCUGCGAAAGUCGUACCUGCUUGUGACCAUUUUCAGUUUCGGAAGUGAACUUUUGGCUGUAAUUUGGUCUACGGUGGCCGUCAACCAGCUGACGGAAACUGCUGUGGCACCUGCUGCCAGCGUUUGGGAGUUGCUCAAGAGAGACUGGUAUGAUUUGGCUUGGAGCGCCACCAACAGUCACUUUCUCUUUGGAAUGCUUGGAUUCAUGUGGAUGGUCGGAACGAGAGCCUUCUUGAUGGUGCAAGCGAAACCAUGGAACAUCAACCCUGUCCUCGCUGGUGAUGAAGCUGAUUCUCUAAGCAUGUCGGCGGCAUCCAUUCUGCUAGUUGCGUCCAGUUUCCUUCUCAUGAUGGCCAUUGUGAAUCGCGGUGUUGCAACUGGCGGAGGGCAAGUAGGGGAUAGUUACGGUGGAUCCGUCUUGUCACUCUUCCAACACUACAUCAAGUUGUUAUCCGAACAAGCAAUCGGUGCUGCCAUUGCUCCCGCGGGUCCUCUCGAAAUCUUGUCCAUUAUCUUCGGGGUGACAGGUUUUGCGAUGGCAGCAAAAGCAGUCUUCGUAGAACCUUAG